Solanum tuberosum (potato) is the source of this 441-nucleotide messenger RNA. RefSeq names its product CASP-like protein 4D1. Lineage: Eukaryota; Viridiplantae; Streptophyta; Magnoliopsida; Solanales; Solanaceae. The coding region runs from base 1 to 441 and encodes 146 amino acids. The transcript is spliced from 3 exons. The record is from RefSeq and is a predicted model, not a curated record.
AUGGCCAGGAAACCAAUUUCUCUAGCAUCAGAGGCUACUGGUUAUGACUCGAUCCUCUGUUUUCUACUAUAUAUUUUUCCAGUAUGUGUUAGCUGUCGCUGCAGGGGAAAUUCUUACUCAUUGAUUCAGCUGCCUUUCGCACUGUAUCAAGCCAUUAAAGGGAAGAGGUUCAUCAGUGGCCAAUUUCUACCUAUGUUCGAUUUUUACGGAGAUAAGGUGAUGGCGUUUUUAUUGGCUAGUGGAGUUGGCGUCAGUGUUGAAUUUAAAAACUUUGUAGACGAAUCGAUAGACAUAAAUGAAGUACGUAUAGAAUUUAGGGAGAAGGGUGACAAGUUUUUUGACAAUGCAAUUAUUGCCAGUGGAAUCCUUCUUGCUGGUUUUACUACCAUGGCUAUAAUCACUAUUCUUAAUACUGCGAAAUGCACCGGAAAAAGCUUUUAG